GAAGAAACCGAAGACUGUCAAAGAUACUCUCUGGAAACACCAAAAAGGAAGGAAAAAGCGCGAAGCCGUUUGGUUUGGAAGUGAAAAAGGAAGCGGUACGGGCAGGUGUUCGGGCAGCAGUCCUACCGUCGGGCAAAACCCCCCCACUGAAGCACACGCCCAAAAAGAUAAGCAGUCUCUCUCACACACUCACACAGUGACCCUCUCUCUCUCUCUCUACGUGCAGUGUGCACACAAAGAAACUGAGUAGAGAGAUAAAGAAACAAAGAAAGAGAGAGCUUCUGCUAGAGAGAGAAAAAGCAGUACAACAAAUUACAAAAUAUAUAUAAAUAGUGUUACAUUACAUUACAGAGGUGAAAAGUUUUCAGAGUGAUAAAAAGGGGUGUUUUGAAACAAUAAAAAGAAAAAAAGCCCAGAAAAACAAAAUAAAAGACACAUUUUUUUAGCUGCACUCCGUUUGUGUUUGGGCAGUUAAACAUCGGAAAAUAAAGGAAAAAAAGAUUGGAUUUUGUUUACUGAGGAAGAAAUGUACUGUUUUUAAAGGGAUUUUUUUUUCCAAGCUGCUAAAGAUCAGAUUUUUCUUUUUCCCUGCAGUUGAGGUGGCUUGCUUUGGAGAAUUCAAAAUGGUGUUUUUUGGGGAUAAUGAAUGUUUUGGGUUUGUGGGGUUUUGCUGCAAAUGCUACUCUUAACUGUGUUUUACUUGGAUCUGAGGGAUUGUUUUUUUUUUCUUUUUGAGCUGGUGGUUUAGGGGUGAAUACAUUUAUUUCUGUUAAUGUGUUUGUGGUUUUGAUAUAUUGAUAAUGAAUUUAAGAAUGGGAAGGGAGGGUUUGAUGUCAGUACUUCUCUUGCUGAUCGUGGCGGUUUGUCCAGUGAGGUUCAUAGCUGCUAACAUGGAAGGUUUGUUCUUGUUUUAGUUUUUACUUCAAUUUUCGAAAUCUCUUUGUUGGGGCAUUUCUUGAUUUAUGCAUGUUAGAGCUGUUUCUUUGUUUGUAGGGUUUACGUCUCCAUCUGUGAAUUUCCCUGUUAAAGAUUCAUUUUUUGGCACUUUAUGGCCUGGGAAAAUAACUGUACAUCUUUUACUGGUGAUUCUUUUAAGUUGCUUAAUUCUUAAGAGGAAGAGGAAUAAUUCGCUCGUCUCAGAGCUGGUUUUGUAUAAUUAAUGUUAUAUAAUUAAGGGUCCUGAUCUUUCAGUAUUGUUUUUCUUGUAUACUUUAAUUUCGGUGACUGUUGGAAGCUAUCUCGAGUUGCUAUGGUCAAAUGUGUACCUAAUCUGGCACCACAAUUCAAAUCAUAAUUUUUGCUUGAAAUUUAUGGGUUUUCUCAAAAUGAAUUUUGGUGGCAUAAAGGAUGGCUUUAGCUCAGUGGAAUUCUUUUUUAUUAGUUUAUAAUUUUGGGAGUAAAGAUUGAAGUGCUUUCGACUACCUGCGUAUGGCGAUGUUGGUUAUGGGAGAAGUAUGGAAUUUACUCCGAUCUUUCAUUGUUGCAGGUGAUGCUCUACAUAGCCUGAGGACCAGCUUACAAGAUCCCAACAAUGUGCUACAGAGUUGGGAUCCCACUCUAGUCAACCCAUGUACCUGGUUUCAUGUUACUUGUAAUAACGACAACAGUGUUAUAAGAGUUGAUCUUGGUAAUGCCGCGUUAUCUGGUCAAUUGGUCCCACAGCUUGGUUCGCUGAAGAAUUUGCAGUAUCUGGAGCUUUAUAGCAACAACAUAAGUGGAGAAAUUCCAAGUGAUCUUGGGAACCUUACUAAUUUGGUGAGCUUGGAUCUCUACCUGAACAAUUUCACUGGUCCGAUCCCAGAUACCUUGGGCAAACUGUCAAAAUUAAGAUUUCUUCGGCUCAACAACAACAGUUUGACUGGUCCGAUACCAAUGGCAUUGACGAAUAUAUCGUCUCUACAAGUCUUGGAUCUCUCUAACAACCGCCUUUCUGGUGCUGUUCCAGAUAAUGGUUCCUUUUCCCUAUUUACACCCAUCAGUUUUGCAAAUAAUUUGGAUUUAUGUGGCCCGGUUACUGGUCACCCUUGCCCUGGAUCCCCUCCUUUCUCUCCUCCACCUCCUUUUGUCCCGCCGCCUCCAAUUUCAUCUCCAGGGGGAAAUAGUGCUACUGGAGCUAUUGCUGGAGGAGUUGCUGCAGGAGCUGCACUACUGUUUGCUGCUCCUGCUAUUGCAUUUGCCUGGUGGCGUCGAAGAAAACCCCAGGAAUAUUUCUUCGAUGUGCCAGCUGAGGAGGAUCCGGAGGUUCAUCUGGGGCAGCUUAAGAGGUUCUCCCUUAGAGAACUGCAAGUUGCAACCGAUAGUUUUAGCAACAAAAACAUUCUUGGUAGAGGUGGAUUUGGGAAGGUAUACAAAGGUCGCCUUGCCGAUGGUUCGUUGGUGGCUGUUAAACGAUUGAAAGAGGAGCGUACUCCAGGUGGAGAGUUGCAGUUCCAAACAGAAGUGGAGAUGAUCAGCAUGGCAGUUCAUAGAAAUCUCCUUCGGUUGCGUGGUUUUUGUAUGACUCCAACUGAAAGGUUGCUUGUUUAUCCAUAUAUGGCUAAUGGAAGUGUUGCAUCUUGCUUGAGAGAACGACCACCGAAUGAACCACCUUUGGAUUGGCCAACCAGGAAGCGGAUUGCCUUGGGGUCUGCAAGAGGGCUGUCCUAUUUGCAUGAUCACUGUGACCCUAAGAUCAUUCACCGUGACGUGAAAGCUGCAAAUAUACUGCUAGACGAAGAGUUCGAAGCGGUUGUUGGAGAUUUUGGCUUGGCUAAACUAAUGGAUUACAAGGACACCCAUGUUACAACUGCUGUCCGUGGAACAAUUGGGCAUAUAGCUCCAGAGUACCUGUCGACAGGGAAAUCUUCUGAAAAAACUGAUGUCUUUGGGUAUGGCAUCAUGCUUCUUGAGCUUAUCACUGGGCAAAGGGCAUUUGAUCUUGCCCGACUUGCGAAUGAUGAUGAUGUCAUGUUGCUAGAUUGGGUCAAAGGACUUCUAAAAGAGAAAAAAUUGGAAAUGCUGGUUGAUCCUGACCUCCAAAACAACUACAUCGAGUGUGAAGUUGAGCAAUUAAUCCAGGUAGCUUUGCUAUGCACACAGGGCAACCCUAUGGAUCGACCCAAAAUGUCAGAAGUGGUGAGAAUGCUUGAAGGUGACGGCUUGGCUGAGAGAUGGGAUGAGUGGCAAAAAGUUGAAGUCCUCCGUCAGGAGGUGGAGUUAGCUCCUCACCCGAAUUCAGAUUGGAUUGUGGACUCGACAGAGAAUUUACAUGCAGUUGAAUUAUCUGGUCCUAGGUGAUCUCUUUAUAGGUUUAAUCAAAAAGACAUGAAAUGAUUAGGAUUUGGUUAUAGGAUGCUCUUGUUUGGUGAAAUAUUAGUGAUCAUGGGAAAAAUUAGCCAUCAAUAGCCUGAAAGCCAUUGUGAAUUGUAUUUCAAUUUGUGCAUAGGAAUGUGUAUCGGUAGGCAUUUCAGAAUCUCAACCCUGAUUUCAUGCAUAUAGGCGCAUUUUUGUUACUCAAAAACUUCCUUUGGCUUCAUCUCUCUUUGCUUUCCUUUGCUCUGCAUUGUUUUCUUUCC
Molecule: messenger RNA, 3554 nt
Organism: Oldenlandia corymbosa var. corymbosa
Lineage: Eukaryota; Viridiplantae; Streptophyta; Magnoliopsida; Gentianales; Rubiaceae
Source: the annotation of a GenBank genome assembly